UUCUAGCGUGUGUUGCCAAUGGCAGAAUUCCAAAUCUCUCUUGGUCAUCCGCCUCCACUCCGUCCGUCCCGCGGGAAGCCAAAUCCACGAAACGGAAUUCUCGGAGCCGCCCCGCCGCGGGAAACAUUUGCGCGCCCUCCCCCUCGCUCGCGCGCGCGCCUCUUUACAAAUACCUUCCUUUUCCGCUCCUGCGCCUCCUCCAAUCCCCAUUCCCUCCUCCCACUCGCCCACAUCUCCAAUCCAGAUCCACCGCCGUCCUCCAGCCGGAAGUCACAGCCCGGGGCCAACGCGGGCGCCUCCUCCAGCCGCACGCUGCGCGCCCUCCUCCUGUGUUACAACGCAGUGAAUCUGCAGGGUGAGUAGGCGAAUUGUUCGAACAAAGAUUGGGUAGAGGAAUGCGCUGUUUGUUCCUGAACUAGCAGUUGCAAGACCCACACCCUCACGCAAUGGAGAGCGGCAUGGUUCUCGGUGUUGCUCGCCCCGAAGAUUCUCCUGACCGCCACGACGCAGAGCCACGAGCCGGCUUGGGGCGAUCGCAGAUGCAGGUCGAUGGCCCUGUUGUUCUCAACCAAUCUGCUGAGCUCGAGUCGAGUGGCUCGAUGGCCAUCGAUGAUGCCCCAGCUCAACAACCAUCUUCCCAACAAGUGGCGGCAGCACAGCAGUCUCCUGCUACGCUGACGGAUACCAUUGUAGAGGUGCAGAAGCAGCUGAAGCGGAAGAGGGCUUCGAAUGGCCCGGCGAUUGCUACCGCGGACAAGGGCGCUCUCGUUGCCGGAUGCCGCCAGGAGCUUGAGGGGUUGUUCCAGUAUUACAAGGAGGUUUCUGGCCGCAAGAUGCAGUUUGAGGGUCGGAACCUGUCCGGCAACGCGAUGGUUGGCUGCUUGCUUGAGGAGAGCAGUCUUGGGCUGACGAAGUUGGUGGAGGAGAUACAUGAGAAGCUCAAGGGGACGGAGGGUGUGUCAGUGGCUUCAGUCCGUAGCUCUGUGCUUCUCAUUGGGCAGAGGAUGAUGUACGGGAAAUCUUCCCCAGAUGCUGAUGUGUUGGAAGAUGAAUCCGAGUCGGCUCUUUGGUGCUGGGAGAUAAGAGAUCUGAAAUUGAUGCCGGUGAAAACACGCGGCAUUCUGAGUACACGAAGAACAGCCAGAAAGAAAAUCCAUGAAAGGAUCGCUGCCAUCUAUUCAACUUUGUCAGUUCUGGAAAACCCUGGAGUUGAAGCUCAAGUAAAUGAUCUCAGAAAAGCAUCAUUAAAAUUAAAUAAGUCACUGAACCUGGAAGGGAUCAGAUCAAUGGUUGAAAGAGCGACUCAAAAGAACAACAUUGAACGGGGUGUCAAAGAUGCCAGAUCAACAGGUAAGGAAUUGAUACAAGGGACAGAGAAAAAUGACCAAAAUAUUUGCAGACUUGAGGAUGUGAGUGUCUCUGAGCUGCGGAUGGGAAACUUGCCUGCUAAUGAAAAAAAGAUUCAGAAAGUGCAAAAACAAGCUGAGAAGGAAAUAAAACGACAAGAGAAAGAAGAAGCUCAGAUGAGGAAACUGCAAAAGAAACAACAAGAGGAGGCACUAAGAGAACAGAAGCGACUUGAAAAGGAAGAAGCUGAAGCUAAGAAACAGCAAAGGAGGCAGGACGAGGAAGCACAGAAGGAACAGAAGCGUCGUGAAAAGGAAGAAGCUGAAAUGAAGAAACAACAAAAAAAGGAGCAAGAGGAAGCUGAGAAAGAACAGAAGCGCCGUGAGAAGGAAGCUGCACAACUCAAGAAGCAAUUGGCCAUUCAAAAACAAGCUUCUAUGAUGGAGCGCUUUUUCAAAAGUAAGGACAAUGGAAAACUUCAAAAAUCUGGAGAGAAUGACUCAGGUGAUACUCUGUGCACUGACAACAAAGAGCCAAUACCAGCAACCACAUCAAAAAUUGAUUCUUCCUUGUCUCAACAAGAGAACUGGGUUUUGGAGGAUCUCUGGAGGUUGCAGGUCACUGGUUGGAAGAAGCUAUCUAACUGCAAUAGGUCCUCCAGAUGGGGUAUCAGACACAAACCCAAGAUGGAGGCAUUUAAAGAGCUCAAGCUUCAAAAAUCCUCAGAUGAUAUGGUUGAUGAAAUACUUUCAACUCCAAAUGAAGAUAACUCCCACAACUUAAGCAAGGAAAAUGAACAUGAUAAGCUUGAAAGUGACAUUGACAUGCUACCAGCUAGUGAGAUGCAACGUCAUGGCAUCAAUAAUGAUAAACCUCUGCAAACUAGAUUGAUAAGGAGAAAGCUUUUGCAAUUUGACAAAAGUAACAGGCCAGCGUAUUAUGGGACCUGGAGGAAGAAAAGUGCAGUUGUUGGCCCAAGGUGUCCACUUAAGAUGGAUCCUGAUCUUGACUAUGAGGUUGAUAGUGAUGAUGAAUGGGAAGAGGAGGAUCCUGGUGAGAGUCUUUCUGACUGCGAGAAGGAUAGUGAUGAAGUUAUGGAAGAAGAUUCCAAGAUUACAGAUGAAGAUGAUGAAGAUAGCUUUGUUGUGCCUGAUGGCUACCUCUCAGAUAAUGAGGGGAUACAGAUUGAAAGUCUAUUGGACGACAAGGAUGAGGAAGCCAGUAGCUCACCAACCGUCCAGUGCACAGAAGCUGAAGAAUUCAGAUUUCUACUACGCCAGCAAAAAGUCUUCAACACCUUGACUGAGCAGGCACUCCGUAAGAGCCAGCCUCUUGUGAUAUCCAACAUAAAUCAUGAAAAAGCUGAAUUAUUGACUGCUGGAGACCUCAAGGGAGUGGCGAAGAUUGAGCAACUUUGCUUGCAAGUUCUUUCAAUGCGCAUCUGUCCAGGAAGUGCAGCUGUUGAUGUACCUGUCAUUGACAGUUCAUCUACAAAUCAUGAGAGAAUCAACCAGUCAAAUGUGAAAAUUAGCUCCCCUGCAGCUGCAGCUGCUAUAACAGAAAUGGACCUGCCAGAAAUUGUUCAGGUGAUACGAUCAUGUCGAGAUGGCAUCAAUAAGUUGGUUGAAUUGCUGCACCAGAAGUUUCCAAAUGUUUUGAAGUCACAACUGAAAAGUAAAGCGAGGGAGAUUUCAGACUUUGUUGAUAAUCACUGGAAGGUCAAGAAAGAGGUUCUUGACAAGCUAGGCUUAGAUUCCUCGCCAGUGAAAUCCAAAAAGACCAAAGGCAUAGCCACGUACUUCUCAAAGCGGUGUUUACCUCCAGAAGAGGCCAUCAAUGCUCUGGCGUCUUCACCCGAGCUGCGCUUGAAAUCUAAAACCAUUCAAAAUGGCAACGGUGGCACUAAAGGUCCUCAGAUUAAUCUGUUCUCCUCGCCCCAGUAGAGUUCCUAACAAGAGGGAUCAAUGGAGCUAUGCAGCCAGAUGGGCAGGAAGUUCUUUGGUAAUAGUGAUGCAUGUACAGAGGCUACGGAAGCGCAGCUUGGUUUUGCAUGACGGAAGAUCCAAGUGUAACUUGGUUUUUUGACAACAUGGAGAUGUUGACAAGUUUAUUUAUGAAGGAUAUUUAGUUGAUUUAUGCGCCCUUGAUUUAUUCGGUCUUUAUGCGUUUGACCUGUAUGUACUAUUAUUAACGCAAGCCAUUCUCACAGUAAUCUGUAAUUGCUAAUCGCUGCACCCUACGGUGUUAUCAGCCUUUUUUUUUGUGAGUUCAUCGAGUCUGGAAGAAUGUGGAAGCAGAUCCAUUUUUUAACCAUUUGGCUGCUCAAUUGACAAGUGACUGCAGAAAUGGUUUUUUGUAA
Molecule: messenger RNA, 3706 nt
Organism: Phragmites australis (common reed)
Lineage: Eukaryota; Viridiplantae; Streptophyta; Magnoliopsida; Poales; Poaceae
Product: chromatin assembly factor 1 subunit FSM-like
Exons: 13
Coding region: 447-3290 (947 amino acids)
Biological process (GO): nucleosome assembly
Cellular component (GO): CAF-1 complex; nucleus
Source: RefSeq, a predicted model, not a curated record